AUGACUUGCGCGUGCCGCCGUGCCCCGUGGAAGAUGUUUGUGCGUGCGGUAGCGCAAGUUCACAACCUGUCCCCCGCCGGAGCCGUGCGGGCGACCUGGACAGCAGCGCCGGCUGCUGCCCGUCCGCCUUUCGCCGUGGCUGCCGUCCGGCGGUUUGGCACCACGCCGACGCAGAGGCACGAGGCGGCUUCUCCCGCCGCCGCCGGGAACUCCCAGACGGGCCGAGACUUCGCGGAGCACAAGGACGAUGACGCGUCUUCCGCCCAGCAAGCCGCGCCGGCAGUCCGGGCGGACGAGCAACCAGCACCCCCAAGACGGCCUCGCAAAACCAACAAUGCCGACGACAACGACGGCCACGACCACGACCACGACGUCUUCGUAGGGGCCACCGGCAGCAGCAGCAGCGCACCCUGCAAGAAGACGGCCGCGCCCGCCGCACCGGCUGCGUCGACGAAGCGCGGCACCAGGCCCGUCGAGUCGGGCCCAGACGACGGCCUUUCGUCCCCGCGUCCGCAGGCGAAGCCGGCAGCCAGGAAGGACUGGCAGGCGCAGAAGGAGGCCUGGAAGGUGCAGAAGGAGGCGCUGAAGCAAAAGUUCCCCGAGGGCUGGCGCCCGCGGAAGCGCCUGUCGCCGGAUGCUCUGGCCGGCAUUCGCGCGCUCAACGCGCAGUUCCCGGAGGUGUACACGACGCAGGCGCUCGCGGACAAGUUCGAGGUGUCGCCAGAGGUGAUUCGGCGGAUUUUGAAGAGCAAGUGGACGCCGUCGGCUGAGGAGGAGCAGGACAGGCAGGAGAGGUGGUUCCGCCGGGGGAAGCAGGUGUGGACGAUGAAGGCGGCCCUGGGCGUGAAGCCGCCGCGGAGAUGGAGGCUGGAAGGCGUGGCGAGGGACGUGGAGUGGCACGAGAGAAGGGAGCGGGCGGUGGAGAGAGAGAGGCAGAGGGACGAGGACGAGAAGAGGGCGGAGAGGGAGAGGAGGGCGAGCGGGAAAACCAGGGGGUGGUAG
Messenger RNA from Ustilaginoidea virens, 1002 nucleotides. RefSeq lists its product as uncharacterized. The coding region runs from base 1 to 1002 and encodes 333 amino acids. Lineage: Eukaryota; Fungi; Ascomycota; Sordariomycetes; Hypocreales; Clavicipitaceae. The record is from RefSeq and is a predicted model, not a curated record. The transcript has a single exon. Gene Ontology annotation, cellular component: nucleus.